AUGUCCAACGACGACAGCCCAAAAUGGAGCGAAUAUCUUCCCCUGAUACUGUUGGGCAUUCGCUGUGCUUGGAAAGAAGAUCUGAAAUGCCAGUUCUUCGACCCCCAGCCGCUUGACAACCUACAGUUGACAGCAACGGACUAUGUCGGACGCCUUCACGACCACUUCUCCCGAGUUCGACCAACUGCCCCUCGAGUUCCUAGUACCCGUCGGACCUUCGUUUCACCCCACCUCCGAUCAGCAUCUCAAGUUUUCCUCCGGACUGACGCCCUCCUACGGUCUCUACAGCCCCCCUACUCUGGUCCACACCACGUGAUCGAACACCAUCCCAAAUACUUUAUCAUCGACCACGGUGGUCGUCGGGAAACGGUGUCCACCGAUCGGCUCAAACCCGCCUUCACCGAAUCCGACACUCAGCCUCCCUUCCUUACCGCUUCAGGCUCAACCCCACCUGUCAACUAG
Messenger RNA from Ornithodoros turicata, 462 nucleotides. RefSeq lists its product as uncharacterized. The record is from RefSeq and is a predicted model, not a curated record. Bases 1 to 462 code for a protein of 153 amino acids. NCBI's taxonomy places the organism in Eukaryota, Metazoa, Arthropoda, Arachnida, Ixodida, Argasidae. The transcript is spliced from 2 exons.